AUAGUGCUUUAGGAUGCUGGAGCAGAGCAGUAGCGUAUCAUCAGGACCAGAAGUGUGAGUGGGAUGCAGACACAGAGUGAGAUGUAAAUGGAGCAGUACUGUCACCAAGAGAAAUUGGACGUCCAUACCAUUUCGAAGUGCUUUGCAUUUAAACGCAAACAGCAUCUCUCUAAAGUAAUCCAUUACUGACAAUUAAUGUCAAAGUGCACGCUGGAGCAGCUUCAUGCUGCCUCGCCGGGUGAACCAUUGCUAAUGGAAAGAAAGCCUUAUGAGAUCCAGCUGAUCAAAAUACACCUAAAUGCAGCAUAAUGCCUUCAAAAGUGUCAUGUUUAUACCUGUUGACAGUGGUCUGCUGGGCGAGUGCUCUGUGGUACUUAAGUAUAUCUCGCCCAACGUCCACCUAUGUCGGCCACAUGUCGGUGCCUAUACGGAAGACUGCAAAAACCCCAAAAAACAUCACCUUCACCAACAUCCACACCCGCCCCCUCAACCCACACGCCUUUGAAUUUGUCAUCAACGAACCGAAGAAGUGCGAAAGCGUCGCCCCCUUCCUGGUCAUCCUCAUCAGCACCACGCACAAGGAGUUUGACGCGCGGCAGGCCAUCCGGGAGACCUGGGGGGACGAGAGCACCUUCACCGACAUCCGCAUCCUCACCAUCUUCCUGCUGGGCAAGAACACGGACCCCGUCCUGAACCAGAUGGUGGAGCAGGAGAGCCAGAUCUUUCAUGACAUUGUGGUGGAGAACUUUAUUGAUUCCUACCACAACCUCACCCUCAAGACCAUGAUGGGCAUGCGCUGGGUGGCCACCUUCUGCCCCAAAGCGCAGUACGUCAUGAAGACGGACAGCGACAUCUUCGUCAACAUGGACAAUCUGAUCUACAAGCUCCUGAAGCCCACCACCAAGCCCAGAAGGAGAUAUUUCACUGGCUAUGUUAUAAACGGGGGUCCCAUUAGGGAUAUGCGCAGUAAGUGGUACAUGUCCAGGGACUUGUACCCCGACAGUAAGUACCCUCCUUUCUGCUCGGGCACUGGCUACAUCUUCUCGGCAGACGUUGCUGAGCUCAUCUUCCAGACUUCAUUACACACGAGACUGUUGCACCUGGAGGAUGUGUAUGUGGGACUGUGUUUGCGCAAGCUUGGUAUACACCCGUAUCAGAACAGUGGUUUUAAUCACUGGAAGAUGGCCUACAGUCUGUGCAGGUACAGGCGGGUUAUCACCGUGCACCAGAUCUCCCCGGAGGAGAUGCACCGCAUUUGGAAUGACAUGUCCAGCAAGAAGCACCUGAGAUGUUAAGGGGCCACCGAACAACAACUUUAUUUUAUUUUUUUUGUUGUUGCCUUUUUCCUCUUUUUUCAAAUCUCAUCACAGUGAGAAAUGUAAAAACACUGAGAGCUGCUGCAAGUCUCUAUUUCAUGACAGUGUUUUUUAUUUACAUCCCUCUAUGUCUCUUUCUGCUGAUUACACCUCACGAUUGUUAAUGAAUGCAUGAGGCUUGUAAAGCGCGUAUUCUCAUGCAUAAUUAAAAAUGUGGUGUUUGUUCCUGAAAGUAAUUUUUGUUCAUGUAUUCCAGGUACAAAUGAAAGCAGAAUAUUCUUUAUAAGCAUUAAGUCAAUCAGCGUUAAGCGUUAAGAAGUAGUGUGGCCUCAUGGGUAAGAGAAGGCCUUGGUUUCAUACUCAUAACCUUCUGCCCUGCUAAAGUGUCCUUGAGCAAGACACUGGAUCUCUACGAGCUGCAUGGCUGCUGACUCAGCACCCGGAUUUUCCUGCAGGAGAGCAAGCCGAAAGAGGAAUUGUGUGCAGGAAUCAAUAAAGUAUUAAAUUACUAUAUUACAGCUAAAAUAUCAUACAUUUUAAAAGUAUUAUUUGCAAAGAAAGAAGAGUUCCCGGACAAUUAGAGUGCAAAUAGUGAUCAUACCCAACAACAAAGCAGGUGUUCUGUUGAGGUGAAACUACAUCUACACUUAUGCUGCCAUCUUUAUCAUGUCGGAUACAAAGCUGAAAAUAAGCUGCAGUAUAUUAUCAGUCUCCAAACAGACCGAGUUGAUAGAUAUUUUUGCUAUUUUUCAAUUGAUCUUUUUCUCUUGCAUUGGUAAAAAUGAAACCCUGUAGCUAGAUUCACUGGAUGCUCUUUUCUUUUUUCUUUUUUAUGAAUUUGCCUGAUGUUUUUGUUUACACAUUGUUAUGCUUCCACUGCCUCUUCUCUGUGAAAAAGUCAGAUGUAUAUUUUGGUUUUCAGAUGCAUUUUGUUUUUCCUCCACUUUGACAUUUUUAUACUUGAGGUAAUUGUGUGUCUCAGCUACCAGCUCCUCAUUACUCCAGCUGCUGCUCUUGGUUAUGUAUGCUGUAUGUCAGCAGCUAUUUCAGCUCAUCGCCUCCUCCACAUAUCAAGAGAAAUACAGCAUAAUGUCGUGCAAGUAUGAGUUUAUCUGUAGCUAAGACCAUUACAGACUGGAUGUAUUAUCAUAUGUAUCUGGCAUAUCAGUGAUUGCUGAAGCAUUGCUACUGACAUCAUGGAGAAAAAAAAUGUGUUUCUCAGAAAAUGUGGCUUUCAUGGCCAAAUUUUCAUUUCUUUUUUUCAAAAGUUUUGUAGUAUAACAAGCUAAUGUGACAUUUACUGUGAAAGCAUCUAUCCCGCAAGGGGUUGUUGUUAUAUAUUGUAUGUUUUUUAUAUUAAAAAACAAAUACUUGAAUAAUUAAAGUUAUAUUACUGCUUUCA
This is a messenger RNA of Centropristis striata (black sea bass), 2718 nucleotides long. RefSeq names its product UDP-Gal:betaGlcNAc beta 1,3-galactosyltransferase, polypeptide 1b (gene b3galt1b). The coding region runs from base 309 to 1295 and encodes 328 amino acids. Gene Ontology annotation, molecular function: N-acetyl-beta-D-glucosaminide beta-(1,3)-galactosyltransferase activity. Gene Ontology annotation, cellular component: membrane. Lineage: Eukaryota; Metazoa; Chordata; Actinopteri; Perciformes; Serranidae. The transcript has 2 exons. The record is from RefSeq and is a predicted model, not a curated record.